GCCGCGGGAGCAGCGGUAGCGGCUUCAGUUCUAAACUACCCGGCCGCCCGGGCAGGAACAGAGGGAGAGGAGCUACCGUCCCACGCCGCCCCUACGCUCGGGGGCCCUGAACCCGCCCGGCUGCCGCUAACCUCCGCUCUUCCUCUGGAGUGAGGAGUGCGCAGCUGGUAUCAGAGCCGAGAGGGCAAGGGAGGGCAGCGCGCAUGGCCUCGGCAGGCGCGCGGCGACUCCCGGCCGGGACGCGCGCGGCGGCCAGGGGCUGCAGCGGCCUCUCGCUGCGCCCGGCCCCGCCCCCGGUCCCUCCGCGACCGCCGGGUCCAAUGAGAUUUCUGAUCUCCUGCAGCCUCUUCUUGCCCCGGGCUGCCCAGGUCUUAGCGGCUGAGGCUGGCUUACCUCCCAGCCGUUCCUUCAUGGGCUUAGCUGCCCCCUUCACCAACAAGCGAAAGUCUUACUCCGAGCGUAGGAUCAUAGGGUACUCAAUGCAGGAGAUGUACGAGGUGGUAGCCAAUGUCCAGGAGUAUCGUGAGUUUGUGCCCUGGUGUAAGAAGUCUUUGGUGGUAUACAGCCGCAAAGGUCACCUGAAGGCCCAGUUGGAGGUUGGCUUUCCACCUGUUAUGGAACGUUAUACUUCUGCUGUUUCCAUGGUCAAACCUCACAUGGUCAAGGCUGUUUGCACCGACGGCAAGCUCUUCAACCACUUAGAGACCAUUUGGCGGUUCAGUCCUGGUAUUCCUGCCUAUCCCCGAACUUGCACUGUGGACUUCUGGAUUUCCUUUGAAUUUCGUUCUCUGCUGCACUCCCAGCUGGCCACCAUGUUUUUUGAUGAGGUUGUCAAACGGAAUGUCACUGCCUUCGAGCGCCGGGCAGCAGCCAAGUUUGGUCCAGAAACAGCCAUCCCCCGUGAACUGAUGUUCCAUGAGGUGCACCAAACUUGAGGCAAAGGAUUGUUCCCUAGCCUCACCUCUCCUCUCCCUCCUCACCCAAUUCUCUUAUUUAUUUCAUUUAGCUCCUGCUCCAAUCUGAGAGAAGAGUCUAUGUUCAUAAUACUGUUCUCCCACUCAAAUUGGGCUCUAAGCUGGCUGGAAAUGCUGGGGAAAGAAAAAGCAGGGAGGUAUGGAAAGGAGACAUGCUUAGGAAAGGGUCAGGCUCAUCUUGAGAGCCCAUAUGCCUGAUGCCUGCAACCUUCUCACACUGAAUUAUGAUCAGGACUGUAUGGUUGUCUCUGAGCUCUUGUCAAGGUGCCUUAGUGUCUGACCAGAGGAAGACAGCAACUUUUCUUAGGAUUGAAUAAAUUGAACUCCUUUCUCUGACACAGAGCUACUGGGUAGUCAGUAACUUUGCCUGCUCUUGGGGAAGGGGUAGGAUAAGAACCCUGAUAAAUAAAGGGAUAUUUGCUUGUGGCAGGGGAUGAGGAGGGAGGUUUACUAUUUUUAAUGUCCUCAGCCCCUCAGGAGAUGCCUGAGAUCUCGCCCCAGCUUGAAAUCUGUAUGACCUCACUUUAAGAAUAGUUCCAUGCUACCUGGCUAGUGGAGAGCAAGGGGCUUUCUCCCCAUCAUUGCCACAGGGGGAAAGGAGCAAAAGAGCACUGAACAGUUAUACUCUUGGGUUGUACCUUAUUCUUCCACUUGGCCUGAGUUUUUAUAAAAUUUCAAAAAAUUGUGACAGUAUGAAUUUGGCUUUUAUAUAUUGCUUCUCAGGGGAAUAAUGUAGAUAUAGUAGAGUAAUAGAAAGUCAUGGCUUCCUUCCCUAGGGGAGUGAAGGUGCAAGAAGUCCUCUUGGACACAGUGUCCCUGCUAACUAUAGUAGCACAUUCUACAAGCCAGGACCUAGUACCCACUCCCUUGCCUAUUUAUAGACUUUUUCAGAAGGUCAGUUGCAGCAGGAGUCUCAGGACAGAGUAAUCUGGUCUCAGACCUCCCAUAUAACUGAUGCCCUCCAGACCACCUCUUAUUCUGGGGGAUCCUUAAGGGAAGCUGCAAAGAACUGGCGUUUCACGAACUACCAGAGCCCUCUAGAGGCUCAGAUCCUGAGUCAGCAGUCCUACCUUAACUGCCCUUGGUAUAGUUUGUUCCUUUCACCCAAUGGGCUGGACCAGCUUCCUUGGAUUAGUCACAUAAGCAGUUGUGAGGUCUCAGCUACAGUCCUUCAGUGUUCUACCUUACGGCAAAUUUAGGAAGGACAGGGGCUGAAGAUCAAAGACUUCUAACCAUGAAGACAGAUGGCAAUCUCCUUUGGAAAUCUCACAGGGAACCUGUCUUCUGAUUAGGGUAAAUGAAUGCCAAACCUACCUCAAGAUAAAAAAGAUGCACAGGAUAACAUAACCCACCAAGUCCAGGAUCGUGCUAGCCAGAAUCCUUACCUCAUAACAGAGAUUCUCCCAGGCCUUAUUUAAUAGGCUCAAGCAUUGUUAAUAAAAACAUUUAUUUUGCAUUUUAUA
Mesoplodon densirostris (Blainville's beaked whale) is the source of this 2437-nucleotide messenger RNA. It is a transcript of the gene COQ10A, whose product is annotated as coenzyme Q10A. Bases 204 to 935 code for a protein of 243 amino acids. Lineage: Eukaryota; Metazoa; Chordata; Mammalia; Artiodactyla; Ziphiidae. Gene Ontology annotation, biological process: cellular respiration; ubiquinone biosynthetic process. Gene Ontology annotation, molecular function: ubiquinone binding. The transcript is spliced from 5 exons. Gene Ontology annotation, cellular component: mitochondrion. The record is from RefSeq and is a predicted model, not a curated record.